UCGGACUCGACAUCCCAGAUUAAAUUCUUUAAAUAUGACUAGAAGUCCAACAUACAUCGACGAAGUUACUUUAAAUGCGAUGAUAACUACGGGAAUGAUGGAGGCACUAGGACCAUUACAUUUCACACAGUUUAGAGUUCCAAAUAGACAACUAGUGAGUGAAACCAAUUCAGCAGACGCGAUUGAAGUGGAUUAUAGAGUAGGAUGGAUGCCAAAGAAUAUGAAGUUGUCGAGUGAUAAGAAAGAGAUAAACGAAGAAGGAACUAAAUUUAAAUGUAUUGAUAAAGAUCUACUGGCUGAAUUUUUACGCGACGAAGAACCCCCGAAAAAAGAUCCCAGAUUUUUGUUACCGAAAUUAAUAAUGGCCGAAGGGGAAUCACCAAAAGAUAAAAAUAUCGCCGAUCAAAGACAAGAAUCGAUCAUGCAAUGGUUCGAUCGGACCGUGGAGAGCGAAUUGAAACGACGAAAAGAUAUAUCGUCAAACGAAAAUAUACCGUCAGGUUUGACGGAUACGAUUAUGCCGGCUAAGGAAUUAAAUUUUCAAAAAUCGGUUGUGGAAAAAAUGGCGGAAGCGUCUGCUAGUCGUAUAGAAACGAUAUCGCAGAUGUCGAUGAUACCGGAUACGGAAUUGCAAGACGUUGUCGAUAAAUAUGCUAAAGCGGAGGCUAUGUGUACAUUUGCAGGAGCCGUAAAGGCAGCCGAAGCGGCUGCAGAGGCCGCUCCCCCCGAACUUGCCGAAGAAGCAGCAUUGGCCAGUGCCAGAAUAUAUCAAAGUGAAAUGAAUGGAAAUGAGAUUAGUGAGCAAAUCCAAGGUAUUAGACCGAUGCAAGUGAUCGGGUAUAUCGGUGUAACCAAACCGAAAUAUCCAGUUAGGCCCGAAAAAAAAUAACACUCAUCGUAUUCUCUAUAGUUUUUUUUAUAAAUAUUACAAUAAAUAUUUAUUAAUUUGAUUUUUUCUUUUUAAAAAGUCAAUUGCAAGUGGAUAAGUUUAUUUUAAUGAAUUGGUUUGUUAAUAAUACUAGGCAACACUGAAAGUUACUCGAACCAAAUCUUUUGUGCAUUUUAUGGGUAGCGCAUCAAAAGGUAACACAUCAAAAUCUAUGAUCAAAUUAAAAUAGAUCUUCUUCAAGCAGCUUUUGACGCUAAUUUCAAAAAUUCGCUUUUUUCGGCCACGUCUGGUUAGCUCGCAAAUCUUUUAGCCCCAAGUACAUUCUUUCCAUGACAUCGUUAUAUUCCUGAUCUAAUGAAA
Diorhabda sublineata is the source of this 1249-nucleotide messenger RNA. RefSeq lists its product as uncharacterized. NCBI's taxonomy places the organism in Eukaryota, Metazoa, Arthropoda, Insecta, Coleoptera, Chrysomelidae. The transcript has 5 exons. The record is from RefSeq and is a predicted model, not a curated record. The coding region runs from base 35 to 889 and encodes 284 amino acids.